UCAAACGAGGAUAUAGCAAGGAUUUUAUUUCUGAUAGGGUUUGUGGUUGGAAAGUGUACAUUUGUUUGUGUAAUGUGUAAAUAUGUGUAAAUAGUUACAUAGCUGCUUACAGCAUACUUUCUUGCCUGUUGGAAAAAAGAAGAAAAGAAUAAAACAGUCGAGAUGGAGGAUGAUGUUAAAUGGUCAUCGGCGUUAGAGGAGAAAAUGUCUCACCUGGACCUUGAUGAGCUGUCUUCUGUGAAGACCCACGAGCCGUCCUUCCUGUGGCACAUGCCGACCAUUUCCACCCCCUGGGGACCCACAACUAGCUUUCAGGCCGAGCAGCAGGGAGAAAUGGUCACAACGGCCACAGAUGACCAACAGUCGGAGCAGUCAGCGCAGACAGAUCCCUGGACAACAGAAUCAGCGGUCAACACCGAGCCAGACUGGGAAUCCCUGAUGCGGACGGUGGAGGAGCACAGCACGCGCCUGGCCCUUCAGUACGAGGCCCUGCUCAAACAGCAGGAGGUUGAUCAGGUGCAGCACGAAGGCCGAAUCAAGAUGCUGGAACUCAGGAGGGACGAGGGCAUCCAGCAGCAGAAGGCGCUGAUCGACAAGAUUGAGUCCCUGAGAGGAAAACUGAAGCUGAACUGCUCCAAGACCACGCGCAGGAACUUCAACAGCAAGAGGCUGGAGCUAACUGCAGAGAAGGAACGACUGCAGGAGGAGAAGAGCAAACUGGCGAUGGACCUGGAGAGGACAGACAGAAAACUGGCAUCGCUGAUAGAGGAGCAGUCCCAGGAAAAGCAGACGUGGGAGCGUGAGCUGGCUGAGCUGCAGAAAGAGGUGGACAGACUGCAUGGAGAAGCUGAGGAGGCCAACCAGGCCGCCCUGAGAGAUGAGAUUUCAGCCUUGGAGAUGCAGAGGGAAGUGACCAUCUCUCAGGUGGAGGAGUGGAUUGCUGAAGCCGAGCGGUAUCUCAGCACGCUCAGGUUGGACGUGUCCCAGCAGCACCUGCAGCAGCGACUGGACUGGGAAAAGAACGUGGCUGUCGUCCACAGCAACCUGGGAAAGCUGCAGCACCAGUUCAAUGAGCAGCUUCAGCUGCUCCAGCGGGGCCAUCAUUUCGACAGCCUCCCCCCUGUUGCCCUGCCCCCACUGCCUCAGGUCCCGAUGCUUGAGCUGCUACUAGGCCCAAUGAUGAACCCCCAAACUCGUCCUUUUGUGCCCAUGCAAGUGGCCUCUCAGCCACCUCCUGUCUCCAUGGCGAUGCCCUUACCGCCCCAGCACCACCCCCCCCAGACUGGAUUGCUGUCUGGUCCCCCGAGAGGGCCCACCCAGACUGUGGCCCCUUCCCCACAGCAUGUGCCGGUGUCUGCCCCCCACCCUGCCCCUGCCAGCAAGCCAACCCCCACUCCUGCUCCCCAAGUGCCAGCUAACCUGGCCCCCCGGGCGCAGCCCACUCCACCCCCUGCCUCUAAUCCUGUCCCCUCGAGCUCUGCCCAGCCGGCUGGCAAGCUGGACAAACUGCUGGAUAAGCUAGGAGCCCGAUUCCCACAAUGCAGCAGGAGCCAGCUGAUCUCAGUGCUGCAGCAGAUAAAGACGUCCCGGUCGGGCACCAUGGCCGGCCUGUCCAUAGAAGAGCUCACACAGCAGGUGGGACAGAGACUGGCACAAAUGGAAAGACCGUCUCCACCAUUGGGCCCAGUUCCACCGCCCUCAGCAGCCAGGAACUUUCCUAGCAUGGCACCCCAGGGUCAGCGCACCACACUUCCACCCCAGGGGCCACCCGUUGCCCAGGUCUUCCAAACUAGGCCUUCACAGACCGCAGCCUCCAGCAGCCGUAAGAUGUGCCUGAUGUGUCAGAACAGCGUGGAGGCUGGCAGCCAGCAUGACAUGAGCUGCUCUCACGUCGUACACAAAGAGUGCAUCAGUGUUUGGCUGCAGUCCAGUAAGAACAAUUCCUGUCCAUUCUGUCCAUCCAAGUAACCGCUGAGGAGGAAGAGCUUGAUAAAGGAAGACACAGAGGGAAUGACAGUAUCUCUUUUCCAUCC
Molecule: messenger RNA, 2033 nt
Organism: Megalops cyprinoides (Indo-Pacific tarpon)
Lineage: Eukaryota; Metazoa; Chordata; Actinopteri; Elopiformes; Megalopidae
Gene: rnf214
Product: ring finger protein 214
Exons: 16
Coding region: 163-1968 (601 amino acids)
Molecular function (GO): ubiquitin-protein transferase activity
Source: RefSeq, a predicted model, not a curated record